CACGCGAUCACUAGCAGUAGCAGUACAGUGUCAAAAAUGCCUUCUCGCGGUCGUGGGUUUCGGAAUCAAAUUCCACAUGUUCAAAGUCAGGAAUUCAGCAGAACGCCAACCCAACAGUGGAAUUCCAGUUUCGAGACAGUAUCUGUAGGGUCCAAUGAUGUUGGUAAAAUAAUUGGUAGACAAGGAAGCAAGAUCCGUGAACUUCAAGAUGACAGUGGUGCUAGAAUAAAGGUUCCAAGAGACCAGGAAAACGAUGAUGGCACAGUCCCUGUUGAGCUUCGAGGGACCGAGGAGGCCAUCGAGAAGGCUAGACAGAUGAUAGAAGAGCUGCUGAGACCAUCAAUGUCUUACAAAUCCAGAGCAUCUCUCCCAAGUACUGCAGCAACGGCACCAAAUGGAGAAUACAAAAGACCCGUGAUCAAUUGGAAGCAGGCUAUUGCGAACGCUGCCAACAGCGAAAUGGAAAAAUGGCACGAUUAUCCUGAAGUUGUGAAGGAUUUCUACAUCAUAGCACCAUCGGUGGAAAACUUGACACAGUCUGAAGCACAGGAAAUCAGAGAGAAUUUGGGAGUAACCAUAGAUGAUGAUUGUAAGGAUAACCCCAGGCCUGUCCCCAAACCAGUCCGAACAUUUGAAGAAGCAUUCCACCAUUACCCUGAGAUUAUGCGAGAGAUUCGCAAACAGAAAUUUGAAAAGCCUUCUGCCAUUCAGUCGCAAGGUUGGCCUGUUGCCUUGAAAGGUCAUGAUCUGAUCGGCAUAGCGCAGACUGGAAGCGGGAAGACGUUAGCCUUCCUACUACCAGCUCUCAUUCACACCGACCUGCAACCAAUACCCAGAGAACAGCGUGGCGGACCUAACGUCCUGGUCCUAUCACCAACUAGAGAGUUGGCAUUACAGAUCAAAGAAGAAGUUAGCAAGUAUUCCUAUAAGGGUAUCAAGAGUGUGUGUGUGUAUGGUGGCGGCAACAGAAGGGAGCAGAUCAACAUCGUCCAGAAAGGAGUUGAGAUCAUCAUUGCCACACCCGGCAGACUGAAUGACCUCAUCAUGAAUGAGAUUGUAGACGUCAAAUCAGUUACAUUCCUUAUACUGGAUGAAGCAGACCGUAUGUUAGACAUGGGCUUCGAACCACAGAUCAUGAAGAUCUUGCUGGAUGUACGACCAGACAGACAGACCAUCAUGACCAGUGCUACGUGGCCUGAUGGUGUACAGCGACUUGCCAGAAAGUACAUGAAGAAUCCAUUCCAUGUUAACGUUGGAUCGUUAGACCUCUCAGCAUGCCAUAGUGUUACUCAGUUGGUGGAAGUCAUUGAUGAAGAAUACAAGAAAGAACGGUUAGUAGACUUCAUUUCAAGCCUACAAGAAGAUGAGAAGCUACUGGUCUUUGUGGGACGCAAAUCCACGGCAGAUGAGCUGUCAUCCGAGAUGUCACUCCUGGAUAUUUCUGUCCAAUGUAUCCAUGGCGAUAGGGAACAAUACGACAGGGAGCAGGCCCUUGCUGAAUUCAAAGAAGGUUCAGUGCGUAUCCUGAUAGCCACAGACGUUGCAUCUCGUGGCCUGGACAUCAAGGAUAUCACGCACGUCUUAAACUAUGACAGCCCCAGCCACAUUGAGGAGUAUGUGCACAGAGUCGGUCGCACGGGUCGUGCUGGGCGUACUGGUACCUCCUUGACCUUGAUGACACGUCGCGAUUGGCGUUGGGCUGCGGACAUCAUGCGCAUCAUGGCUGAAGCUAACCAGGAAAUCCCUGACGACCUGUUGGAAAUGGCUGAAAGAUUUGAGCGGCACAAAGAAAAGAAAGAACAGGAACGCGCAAUGGAGAGAGAAAACGGCGGCGGUGGCUACAGAAACAGGGACGGUGGAAGGGGCUAUGGGGGAGGGGGGUACAGGGGAGGAAGUCGGGAUAGACCACGUGAGGGCGGUUUUGGGUUUGGUGGUGGGUUUGGAGGUGGGCGUGGGAGAGGAGGGAGGGGUGGCAGACGAGGUGGCCGUAGCGAUGAUGGCUUCCAGGGUUUCUUUAUGAGUUAGUGCCAGUGUUUGUAUACACGAUGACAUCUGUUUCUCGUGGUGCUAUUGUGUUGGAGCCCAUGGACUUGACUGGACAUUUUACAGUGCAAUAUAAGCCGAUGUUGCCGUAACAGUUGUUGAAGUCAUUUAAAGAGUUGUCGCCAGUGGUGACUGGGCUUUUGGCCUGCAUGGGAGAUUACAUAAAAUUUUCAGAAGUGGAGUCAAAACAUCCCUAGAUCUUAGCCCAGUGUUAGCCCAGAUAUUGUCAGUCCUCUAAUUCAAGUUGCUUUGCCAGCAUACUGAUAGUUUGUAAGUUUUGAAGGGUCAGACAUUUGGGUCAAUUUUCUCCCAGAUCGUGUUGAAGCAACAUCCAAUUGUGGUUUACAUGUAUAUUAAUUUUUAAUUUACCACUUCAAAAUUGAAGUAAUGUUCUGUUGUCCAUCCAACCAAUUAUGAUGUUUCACACGUAAAUGCCUCAGAAGGUGCAACUAGGUGAAGACAUCGGACAUUUACUGACCAAUACCUUGUUUGUUUGCGCAAAGCUAGUGCGCCGGCAGGUUCCACAUGCGCGCCGGCAGGUUCCACAUGCGCGCCGGCAGGUUCCACAUGCGCGCAAUGAAGCAAUGCGAUGUCACCCUCAGUGUGUGACAUACGUUUUUAUAGACCAGACAUGUGGCUGUCCUAGACCAAUGAAAAUACAGUAUCCAAGCACACGAUAUAACAAUAAUUGUUGUGAUGUACUUUGCAUCUGCUUAGAAAGACCCAGGGUUGAAGGAGCUUUAGUUGUAGGCCAUAUUUUGUUGUAGGGGCCUGGUUGUGGACAACGUCCCUCGCCUGUGGUUUGGGACAUUUUCAGCAUCCAGGCCCCUAGCUGGUGUUAAAGGAACUUGUUCAAAACUGGCCAAGCACAUAUUUAUUCCUUUAUUUAUAAAUACCUAAGACAGUUUCACAUUCCCAUUGGUCGAGAGCCCGUCAUGUGGCCGGUCUUAAACGGAUGAUUAAAACGCUGCUGGUUAGUCUUCAACACUUUUCCUGUGUCACAGGAAAUUUGGACUCCUAUGAUAUCCAGUGCCUUUAAUGGUUUUAUUGGUUGAACGUUCAUCCUCACGUAGGCAUGGGCAAUACUACUAGUGAGUCAGUAUUUCAUCGACCUAAAUUCACAACGCACUCACCACAGCUGCAUCUGCACGACAUCGCGCAGUACAUGCAGUAUGUGCGACCACGACACAUGCCAAUCUCCAUAAAAGGAUUUGUUUACGUCUUGCUCAUGAGCUGGACACUCCAUUAUACAGCUAAAGUUUUGUUUUAUCUUUGACUUGUUUUAAUUUGGAAAAGGUAUUCAUGAAUGGGUAUAAAUAUGUGCUUGGUCGGUAUUAAACACUCUGUUUAAUACCGGUUGGAGUCUUGAUGCUGAUAAUUACCCUCGUCUUUGGCUCAUGUGAAUAUCAGCAUGCAACUCCAACCAGUCUUAAACAUAAAGUUUAACACCUCCCAAGCACACGUAUUCCCUUAUUUGUGUGCCAACUAUCUCAUAUUACAGAUAGUUCCUUGUGAAUGUAUUUUGUUCACUUUGCACGGACAUCUGAACCUUGAGACCAAAAAUUUGCAUAUAACAUGCUAAGAAAGUAACAUAUUUGUUAAAGUAUUAUCACAUUUGUAAAUGUUUUAAUGUUUCUGUUAAAUAAACUCUUUUCUUUUUCAUAUUGUUUUAUAAGUGUUUGUGCAGUUAGGUAUUUAUAUUAAGGGUGUUACCAAAACGAGGAAAACAUAUAGAGUACUUCGGCGACAGCCAUUUUCUGAGUUAGCACCAGGCGAGCGUGAGUUGCGCACGGCACAGGUAAUAUAUAUGCUUACACCAAUAGUGUUACCAAAAUGUGUGUGCUUCAUCUUUAAGAACACGUGCGGUGUGCGCAUGAGCACGGCACCACCUAAAAAAAUGACUUCUUAUUUUGUCUACCAGAUUACACAAUACGUAAUAGUCUUCCAAACAAAAGAAUUUUAGGAAUUGGGUUUCCAUAUCUUACUGCCAAGAUGGUGGUUUCUUUUAUUUUUAGUUUGUUUUGGCAUUGCCUUGUCUAACUGCCAUUUAUUUUGCCAGCUUGAUAAUUGUAGGGAUUUAUUUUCAUCUUUCAAAUCUACACGUCUUCGCACAUUGUAUUUUUGUAAGAGAAUAAAGAGAAUUCUUAAUGUUAU
Patiria miniata (bat star) is the source of this 4197-nucleotide messenger RNA. RefSeq names its product probable ATP-dependent RNA helicase DDX43. The coding region runs from base 37 to 2025 and encodes 662 amino acids. The transcript is spliced from 20 exons. Lineage: Eukaryota; Metazoa; Echinodermata; Asteroidea; Valvatida; Asterinidae. The record is from RefSeq and is a predicted model, not a curated record. Gene Ontology annotation, molecular function: RNA binding; ATP binding; RNA helicase activity.